This is a messenger RNA of Clunio marinus, 3619 nucleotides long. Lineage: Eukaryota; Metazoa; Arthropoda; Insecta; Diptera; Chironomidae. The record is from the annotation of a GenBank genome assembly.
AUAACUUUACUAAGACGAAAAUGUUUGUAACAGCUAGAGCGUUCAAUGCUCUUCAAAAUCUAAAUAUUAACGAGUUAAUUAACAAGGAAAUUAACCCUCCAUACACAGAAAGCGAAAUACGACCAUUUCUAAGCUCAUUUGUAAGAAGUUCAAUCCUUGAUAGUGGAAAUUUUGACAAAACAAAAGAAUGGUUUGAAGUUCGAAAACAAAUAUUGCUGAUUUUAGUCGAAUCAGAAAUAGUCAACAAUAUCGUUGCCUUACUACAAGUAAAUUACAAUGAACUGGAAGUCGAUCUUAAAAAGGAACAACAAUUGAGGCAAAAAGUUGGAUAUACACAACAAGAUUCUGCACAAUAUCACGGAUUAACAAAUGGUGUCAUUCUUGGUUUUGAAAGAGCAGAUGCGACUCGAAAAGUGAGAAUUGUUUUAUCGGAACUAUUUUACAUUCAAGCACAAAUCAUCGAGCAAAAUCAACAAAAAUCAGAAGUUGCUGUUAAAACCUCAGAACUAUUUGACAAUGAAAUUUAUAUUGAAGAAAUUGCUGACAUAAUUUGCAUCGCACUUGCUGAACUUCCUUCUCUCAUGCAAGUUCAUGAAAUUGUUGAAAUUCUACUUUAUGUCAAUAACGGCAGUAGCAUAAUAUGUUGGAUCAUUGCAAACAUGCCGGAUUGCUUUAAAGAAGUUGUAACAUUCUUGAUUGUUAACAGUGAUGAAGAGAUGUUGGAUGGAAAGUUAAGGCUUGCAGCGUUGACUGCUUUGUGUGACAUAAAUCCAUCACAAGCAUUAUCAACAAGAGCAUUAUGCGUUCAACUUAAAGCAAUGCCAUCAUUAAUGUUAAAACUCAGCUUGCAAGAUUCCCAAGAUUUAGUGUCAUUCCUCACCGGCUUGCUUCUUGGAAUUGAUCAGACUACUCGAGGAUGGUUCGCGCAGUUUGUGAAAACAAGUCAGAAAAGAAAAAGCGACAUUUUACAAUCACUUCGUGACAAGCUAUUAAACGAACUCAACAGACUUCUUUCAUGUGUUGUAAACGAUCGACUUCCAGAAAAAUAUGUCGUUGAAUGUGCAGCUUUACUUCGUCUUUAUUGUGCUCUUCGUGGCAUUGCAGGUUUGAAGUUUAGCGAUGAAGAAGUUGUCAGCUUGCUCAAUAUGGUGACGUCAAAGCCACCACCGACAUUAUCUGGAAUAAAUUACGUUUCACUUGGAUUGUGUAUGCUUAUAGCAUGUCCUUCCUUGAUAGGACAGCCUGCUUUAGAGGUGAAAGCAAUCGAGUGGAUUCAGUGGUUAAUGAAAGAAGAAGCAUAUUUUGAAAGCGCUACUGAAGUUUCCGCUUCCUUCGGAGAAAUGUUACUGCUCAUGGCAAUUCAUUUCCAUAGCAAUCAAUUCUCAAAUAUCACUGAACUUGUGUGCUCUACACUUGGUAUGAAAAUUCUUUUACGACAAAACAACACACUGCGAAUGAAACAAAUUUUCACACAAGAAAUUUUCACCGAACAAGUUGUCGCUUCACAUGCUGUAAAGGUUCCAGUAACGAUGAAUUUAAAUGCAAAUAUUCAAGGAUAUUUACCGAUUCAUUGCAUUCAUCAGUUGCUUAAGUCGAGGGCUUUCUCAAAACAUAAAAUAGCCAUCAAAAGUUGGAUCUAUAAGCAAAUUCGAAAUUCAACUACGCCACUUCAUCCAGUAAUGCCAGCAUUAAUUGAAGUUUAUGUUAAUUCACUGAUUGCUCCCAAUGCUAAAUUUAUUAGCGAACAACCACUAAGUGAAAAUGAAAUACAAAAAAUCUUCGACAAAUCAGAAAUAAAAGUGCAAUCGGAGUUCAGCCGAAAGAAAAACGAAGAAACAUUUGAAUUGGAAGAUGAUGACGAUGAUGAUGCAACAGGUGGUGUUGGAGACAGUAAUGAACAAUGUAAAUUAAGUGCACAGCUUCUCAUCCUUUAUUAUCUCCUACUUUAUGAAGAUUUGAGACUGACAAAUAUGUUGACGAUCCUUCAGACGGGAAGAAUUGUCAAAAGUUAUUCAGCUGAGUUUCUGGCUGAUUUACCCAUCAAAUAUCUUUUAAAAUAUGCACAAAAGAAUCAAAAUGAUUUUGAGCCUUUGUUUAGUCCUUUACUGCGUCUUUUUAUCACUCAUUUUCCACAUUUAUCACUUGUCGAUGAUUGGAUUGAAGUCGAAGAUGCUAACAAGGAAGCAACGGCGAAGGUUUUCGGAAGAAUAUCAGAUUUGAAUGUUAUUGAAGCUUUCGAAGAAAUUAAGCUUUGUCCAUCGAAAACAAUUCGAUUGUUGAAAGUUAUGAUGAGAAAGUCGGCAAUUGAAUUAUGGCCGCUCGCAAGUAUCUUCAUCAGAUAUUUUAAAACGAUACUCGACGAUGCAGUUCCUCGUCUUAUCCAAGAACUUUACAAGCACAUUUGGAUUAAACUCAACACAAUCCUUCCUCGACAUCUUUGGGUGAUGACAAUCAAUUCACUGAUGCCCUGUGAUGCCAUCACUAAAAAUGUGAUGCUAAAGCAAGAGAAUAUUAUGAUCGAACCAUUACAAAUUCUGAGAUGCGAUGAACGAGUUUUUCGUUGUCCUGACGCUUUACAAAUUAUUUUAAGAAUUCUUCAGGCAAGCCUAGCAGCUUCAAAAAUUCAACUUUCACGUCAUAUCAUGGAUAAGCCAUUGUUGACUAAAGGUGGACAACUACAAACCGAAACUCAAAGAGAAGAAUUGAAAAUGGCUUUGGUGGCUUCACAAGAGAGUGUCGCAGUUCAAAUUCUUCUUGAAACGUGCUUGGAAAAUUCAGAAAAAGACCACGGAUCGGGAAAAGAUUAUUCAUUGCGAGAAAUUCGAGGAAUUGUUUGUUCUUACAUUCACCAAGUGUUCAUUGCUGAACCAUCGCUUGCUAAGCUUGUACAUUUUCAGGGAUAUCCGAGGGAAUUAUUAAGUAUGACAGUUCGGGGAAUUCCGUCAAUGCAUAUUUGCUUGGAUUUUAUUCCUGAGCUUCUAAACAUGCCUGAAAUGGACAAACAAAUAUUUGCUAUCGACUUGUCAUCACACCUUUCACUUCAAUAUGCUUUUCCUAAGUCGCUGAGUGUCGCAAAACUUUGUAUAAACACAUUGACGACACUGCUGGGAAUUCUCUCAAGCGAUACUCGAAUCGAAAUGUUUAGAGCUGUGCUACCGUGCAUUGUAAGAUUUGCUGAAGCUUUUCCUCCAUUACUUGAUGACUGCACACAAUUUUUAAUGCAACUUGGAAGAAUUGCGGAGUCGCAAGCUGUGCUGGGUCGAAAGACGGAAUCCAUUCCAGCAGCGAUUUUCAACAGACUCAAACUUGAUGAGCAUACAGCAAAAACAAAAAAUGCAGAAAAACUGGUCGAAGAAGUAAGAGAAACUUUUUUAAAAGUCUGUGAGGAAGCAAUUUUGAAGCCGCGAAUCUUUUGAUGCAUUCAUUAAAAUUUCGAUGUUUUCUUUUCACAGUAUAAAAUAAAAACUUAUUUAAAAAAAUCAUUAGACAAAAAGCAAUUUGAUGUUUAUUACUGCCGCUUUUCCAUAACAUAUUUAUUCAUGAUGAAAUUCCCUAAUGAAAGUUAUCAAAACUGGUUCAAAGCAAGGCUCUGUUUUCCAUUUUUUAUUUCACAACACAG